Molecule: messenger RNA, 885 nt
Organism: Centruroides sculpturatus (bark scorpion)
Lineage: Eukaryota; Metazoa; Arthropoda; Arachnida; Scorpiones; Buthidae
Product: mitochondria-eating protein-like
Exons: 4
Coding region: 1-663 (220 amino acids)
Biological process (GO): mitochondrial protein catabolic process; mitophagy by internal vacuole formation
Cellular component (GO): mitochondrial outer membrane
Source: RefSeq, a predicted model, not a curated record
AUGUUUUCUGCCACAAAAGAAUAUUGUGGAGAUAUUGGUACUUUAGCUUUUCAUUCCGUUCAAAAUAAACUAGGAGAAAUUUUUAUAAGACUGCGAGAAAUCUUUCAAAUUGAUGAUUCGACUUCAGUUUAUGUUAAAGAUUUAGAAAAUUCUGUUCAUUCUUAUCUAAGAAGCAGAAUAGAUAAAUUCGAUUUAACUGACUGCAUCCAGUUAGCUUUUCAUUCCGUUCAAAAUAAACUAGGAGAAAUUUUUAUAAGACUGCGAGAAAUCUUUCAAAUUGAUGAUUCGACUUCAGUUUAUGUUAAAGAUUUAGAAAAUUCUGUUCAUUCUUAUCUAAGAAGCAGAAUAGAUAAAUUCGAUUUAACUGACUGCAUCCAGGAAGUUUCUAAUCAAAUUUGGACCACUUUAUAUGACUUUCCAUGCCUGAAGGAUUGUGACGUCUUUUUAAAAUAUGUCAAACAAUGUGUACGUCUAGCAUGGGGUUUGAUUAAUCAAAAUCCUUCAUAUGAGAUUGAGUACGAAAUGUCGGAAUAUCGUAAAGAUCUUCAUCUACGCUUCCAUUCCUCAGAUCAACAAAGUAAGAAAGUGAAGUAUUAUCUCUGGCCAGCUCUUCUGGAGACAAAUGGAGGUGCUUGUGUCUACAAAGGUGUAGUAGUCACAUGAAACGACUACUUGCCGCGUGUAAGAUUCGAAUUCAUGUUCUCUGUUUAAAACAAAUUUUUAUAUGUAUUAUUGUUUCAGUCAUAUGGUUUAUAUGAAGAACAACUACAUCAUUAGUAUAGUAACUCUCAUUUUCAUUCUGUAAACUUCCUAUAUAAUACAUUUAUUCAUUUAUUUCAAAAAUCUUUGUAAAUUAAAAAAAAUUGCCUAAUUUUAAUAUGUAAA